Messenger RNA from Pseudoliparis swirei, 1825 nucleotides. It is a transcript of the gene her13, whose product is annotated as hairy-related 13. The transcript is spliced from 4 exons. Lineage: Eukaryota; Metazoa; Chordata; Actinopteri; Perciformes; Liparidae. Bases 222 to 950 code for a protein of 242 amino acids. The record is from RefSeq and is a predicted model, not a curated record. Gene Ontology annotation, biological process: regulation of transcription by RNA polymerase II; regulation of neurogenesis; anterior/posterior pattern specification. Gene Ontology annotation, cellular component: nucleus. Gene Ontology annotation, molecular function: protein dimerization activity; RNA polymerase II cis-regulatory region sequence-specific DNA binding; DNA-binding transcription factor activity, RNA polymerase II-specific.
CAGCAGCACGUCUCACUAGGAUUGCACAAUAAACACAGGGCGCCUCGCCUGCGAGUUUGUGGAUUUUUUCCCCUCUCCUCCUCCUCCUCCUCCUCCUCUCCUUGUAACCGGUUCCGUUUGCCAGCUGCCCCUCGCUGACGGGAGAAAAGAAACCCCCCCAAAAAAGGAAAAGCAACAGCAGCAGCAGAGGGAGAAGCCAGAGAAGCGGCGAUCCAACCAACAUGGCCCCCUCGGCUCGGCCCAGCAACCCCGGACUAGAUAUGGAGGAGGAAGAUGAGUCGGACUACGGGAUCCAGAAAGGGGACAGAAAGACCAGGAAGCCGCUGGUGGAGAAGAAGCGGCGCGCGCGCAUCAACGACAGUCUGCAGGAGCUGCGGACUUUGCUGGAGGACACGGACUUUCACUCCAAGAUGGAGAACGCGGAGGUGCUGGAGAUGACGGUGAAGAAGGUGGAGGAUGUACUGAAGAACCGAACCCAAGAGACGGACGCGCUCGGCCGAGAAGCCAGCGAGCGGUUUGCGGCGGGUUACAUCCAGUGCAUGCACGAGGUGCACACGUUCGUGUCCGGCUGUCCCGGGAUCGACGCCACGGUGGCGGCGGAGCUCCUCAACCACCUCCUGGAGUGCAUGCCCCUGAACGAGGACCACCUGCAGGACGUGCUGAUGGAUCUGAUCACGGACGCUUCGGGGGGUGGCGACGGCGGCGGCAGCGGCGGUUGGCACGGAGGCGACGAGUCGCCGCGCUCGUCGACCCCGGCCCCGGCCUCGUCCUCGUCCUCGUCCUCAGCGCCCUCCCCGGCGCCCUCCGCCGCCUCCAGCGAGGACCUUUGCUCCGACCUGGACGAGGCCAACAGCGAGCACAACCAGAGCUCCACCGAGGGCUCGGAGAACAGGGAGGCCCUGGGCACGCCCACCGUGACCUACCCGAGGUCGAUGUGGAGACCCUGGUAGGAGGUCCGGGGGGGGUUGGGGAGGGGGGGGGGCUCUUAAACCGAAACGGGGAAAAGUCCACCCAACUCCAAAAACUAUUUUUCGGUGGUGCAAACUGCAACCUGCAUUUCAUGUGCAACGUUUUGCACCCGCAUGCAUGGAUUUUCUUCAUGGAUUCCCCACAUCUGACGUUCAAUAAUCCAAAAGACGCUCUCCAAGACCACAGAGAGAGACACCGGUGUGGCCCCUGACCACAGAGAGAGACACCGGCGUGGCCCCUGACCACAGAGAGAGACACCGGCGUGGCCCCUGACCACAGAGAGAGACACCGGCGUGGCCCCUGACCACAGAGAGAGACACCUUCUCCUUCACCCACGAUCGAAAGACACAAGUUUAAAGGCCGCCCUCGGCAUUCUGGGAAAAUGUCGGACAUCACUCGGUAGAAAUUCACUCCCGGAGUGUUCAAGGUUGGCGUUUUCUUUUCUCUCUCGAGGGCCCCUCCCAUGCUGGGGGCCUCCUGGAAGCACGGGGCCCCUCUGUCGUGACUUUUUUUCUUUACACCUGGAGAGGGACGAAGACCUUCCUCUCCCUCGACAUUCACUUACAGCCCGACAAAGGACGAGGAACCAGCUCAAGGUCACACUUUGACCUUGAGGCAAUAACUCUGUGUGUAUAUAUAGGAUUUGUAUGUGGUGAAAAAAAAGCUCUUUUUAGAAAAGCCGAGAAGUUUUUGGCAACGCCUCUGAUUUAAUAUAAAUAUUUCUAUUGUAUUUCACGAAGGCCUGUAGUUUAUUGGACCAUAGCCUCAUUCAGAAUGACCACUUUAUGUUGUGUUGAUGUCUAGAAAUGCCCGUAAAUAUGUUUGAAUUUUGAUAAAUAAAACUACGUAAUUGAAA